AUGUACCUAACCAAAGCUGAUGCUGCCUCCGAAGAGGCCAGUGCACCAGCCAAAGGUGAUGCUGCCUCUGAAAGGGCCAGUGCACCAGCCAAAGCUGAUGCUGCCUCCAAAGAGGCCAGUGUACCAGCCAAAGCUGAUGCUGCCUCCAAAGAGGCAAGUGCACCAGCAAAAACUGAUGCUUCCUCGAAAGCUGCCAGUGCAACAGCCAAAGCUGAUGCUGCCUCUGAAGAGGCCAGUGCAAACGCCAAAACUGAUGCUGCCUACGAAGAUGCCAGUGAAACAUCCAAUGCUGAUGAUGCCUCCAAAGAGGCCAGUGCACCAGCCAAAGUUGAUGCUGCCUCUGAAGAGUCUAGUGCACCAGCCGAGGCUGAUACUCCCUCCAAGGAGGCCAUUGCACCAGCCAAAGCUAAUACUGCCUCCGAAGAGGCAAGUGCACUAGCCGAAGCUGAUGCGGCCUCUGAAGAGGCCAGUGAGCUAGCCAAAGCUGAUGCUGCCUCAGAAGCUGCAUGUGAACCAGCCAAAGCUGAUGCUGCCUCCAAAGAGGCCAGUGCACCAGCAAAAGCUGAUGCUGCCUCUGAAGAGGCCAAGGCCAGUGCACCCGCCAAAGCUGAUGCUGCCUCUGAAGAGGCCAGUGCACUAGCCAAAGCUGAUGCUGCCUCCAAAGCUGCCAGUGAACCAGCCAAAGCUGAUGCUGCAUCCGAAGAGGCCAGUGCACCAUCCAAAGCUGAUGCUGCCUCCGAAGAGGCCAGUGAAACAGCCAAAGCUGAUGCUGCCUCUAAAGAGGCCAGUGCACCAGCCAAAGCUGAUGCUGCCUCUAAAGAGGCCAGUGCACCUGCCAAAGGUGAUGCUGCCUCUAAAGAGGCCAGUGCACCAGCCAAAGAGGCCAGUGCACCAGCCAAAGCUGAUGCUGCCUCUGAAGAGGCCAGUGAAACAGCCAAAGCUUAUGCUGCCUCCAAAUCUGCCAGUGCACCAUCCAAAGCUUAUGCUGCCUCUGAAAAGGCCAGUGUACCUGCCAAACCUGAUGCUGCCUCCAAAGAGGCCAGUGCACCAGCCAAAGCUGAUGUGGCCUCCGAAGAGGCCAGUGCACCAGCCAAAGUUGACGCUGCCUCUGAAGCUGCCAGUGAACCAGCCAAAGCUGAUGCCUCCUCCGAAGAGGCCAGUGCACCAGUCAAAGCUGAUGCUGCCUCCGAAGCUGCCAAUGAACCAGCCAAAGCUGAGGCUGAUUCCAAAGAGGCAAGUGCACCUGCCAAAUCUGAUGCGGCCUCCGAAGAGGCCAGGGCACCAGCCAAAGCUGGUGCUGCCUCCGGAGCUGCCAUUGAACCAGCCAAAGCUGAUGCGGCCUCCGAAGAGGCCAGUGCACCAGCCAAAGCUGAUGCUGCCUCCGAAGAGGCAAAGGCCAGUGAACCAGCCAAAGCUUAUGCUGCCUCUGAAGAGGCCAGUGCACCAGCCAAAGCUGAUGCUGCCUCCAAAGCUGCCAAUGAACCAUCCAAAGCUGAUGCUGCCUCCAAAGAGGCCAGUGCACCAGCCAAAGCUGAUGCUGCCUCCGAAGAGGCCACUGUACAAGCCAAAGCUGAUGCUGCCUCCAAAGCUGCUAGUGCACCAGCCAAAGCUGAUGCUGCAUCUAAAGAGGCCAGUGCACCAGCCAAAGCUGUUACUGCCCCCGAAGAGGCCAGUGUACCAGCCAAAGCUGAUACUGCCUCUGAAGAGGCCAGUGCACCAGCUAAAGCUGAUACAGCGUCUAAAGAGGCCAGUGCACCAGCCAAAGCUGAUGCUGCCUCCGUAGCUGCCAGUGAACCAUCCAAAGCUGAUGCUGCCUCCAAAGAGGCCAAUGCACCAGCCAAAGCUGAUGCUGCCUCAAAAGCUGCCAGUGAACCAGCCAAAGCUGAUGCUGUUGUCGAAAAGUCCAGUGCACCAGCCAAAGAGGCCAGUGCACCAGCCAAAGCUGAUGCUGCCUCCGAAGAGGCCACUCUACAAGCCAAAGCUGAUGCUGCCUCCAUAGCUCCUAGUGCACCAGCCAAAGCUGACGCUGCAUCUGAAGAGGCCAGUGUACUAGCCAAAGGCGAUGCUGCCUCCGAAGCUGCUAGUGCACUAGCCAAAGCUGAUACUGCUCUCGAAGAGGCUAGUGUAUCAGCCAAAGCUGAUGCUGCCUCCGAAGAGGCCAGUGCUCCAGUUAAAUCUGAUACUGCCUCCAAAGAGGCCAAUGCACCAGCCAAAGCGGAUGCUGCUUCUGAAGCUGCCAGUGAACCAUCCAAAGCUGAUUAUGCCUCCAAAGAGGCCAAUGCACCAGCCAAAGCUGAUGCUGCCUUCGAAGCUGCCAGUGCACCAGCCAAAGGUGAUGCUGCCUCCGAAGAGGCCAAUGCACCAUCCAAAGCUGAUUUUGCCUCCAAAGAGGCAAGUGAACCAGCCAAAGCUGAUGCUGCCUCCGAAGCUGCUAGUGCACCAUCCAUAGCUGAUGCUGCCUCUGAAGAGUCCAUUGAACCAUCCAAAGCUGAUGCUGCCUCCUAA
Macrobrachium nipponense is the source of this 2505-nucleotide messenger RNA. Its product is annotated as polysialoglycoprotein-like. The record is from RefSeq and is a predicted model, not a curated record. Bases 1 to 2505 code for a protein of 834 amino acids. Lineage: Eukaryota; Metazoa; Arthropoda; Malacostraca; Decapoda; Palaemonidae. The transcript is spliced from 5 exons.